This is a messenger RNA of Culex pipiens pallens (northern house mosquito), 3962 nucleotides long. RefSeq names its product phosphatidylinositide phosphatase SAC2 (gene sp3). The transcript is spliced from 11 exons. The record is from RefSeq and is a predicted model, not a curated record. Gene Ontology annotation, cellular component: clathrin-coated endocytic vesicle; early endosome. Bases 433 to 3846 code for a protein of 1137 amino acids. Gene Ontology annotation, molecular function: phosphatidylinositol-4-phosphate phosphatase activity. Gene Ontology annotation, biological process: phosphatidylinositol dephosphorylation; regulation of endocytic recycling. NCBI's taxonomy places the organism in Eukaryota, Metazoa, Arthropoda, Insecta, Diptera, Culicidae.
UUGAAAAGUUGUUUUCUGCAGCAGCAAAACAGAAGGUGAAAAAAUUGAUUGCAGUUGAGAAAAAUUUUACUUUUUGGAUGUUUUAGGAAAAAAAUAGUUAAUAAUUGUGUCUAAAAUAGAUGUCCCGUGGUCGGAAGUGUAGAGAGUAAGUGUUUUUGUUAGAAUGAAGCUGGAAUUAGCGCGUGAAAAGGCCGUAACAAGUUUGCCCUGAAAACUGGGAGGGGAUCGCAAAAACAAGUGCGUGAAAGAAAGGAAAAUCUUGGCGAUCGAUUCCAGCAGCUGGCAGGAUAAACCGAAGGCGGUGGCAUCAUCAUCGCCGUUUGUCGUCAUUUAGCUCGCUAGUCGAGCGGAUCGAUUUUAGCGCAGACAUUAUUAUUGCAUCAAAAUUACACAACUAAACAAAGCACAAAUUGCCAUCAUACACACGAAACAAUGGAGGUUUUCCAAACCGAGACUUACUACAUCUUUGUGCGCAAGGAGAAAAGCUUGUGGUGGAACCGAACGACGUCGGAAUUCCAGAUCAAAUGCGGCUGGGAUCUCUCCUCGGUGGAUGACAUCGAGUGCAUCGGAAUAACGCACGGAAUCGUCGGUACGAUCGCACUGCAGGGCGUUCUCGAGCCUCAUCUUAUUAUCAUCAAAGAGGCUAUUCCGGUGGGCGUUUUGUACGCGCCUCAUUUGGUGUACAAGAUCAAGAGCAUUUGCAUUCUCGGCCCGGAUGAGCCUGAUACCGUAAUACUUCCCUGUUCGAAGCACAAUACUACGACUACCGUAAAAACAAUUCCCAGCAUUGGAUCCGCUUCCGCCCAGGCGGGUGCGCCAGGGACAUCUUCCGGCCAAAGCACAUCGUCUCCCCGAAGCCGGCUAUUUGAGAGUUCGGCACUGGUCAACAAGACCUGGGGAGCGGUCAAGAGUGCGGGCAGCACAAUCAAGAACACCACGGAAAAGGCGGCCGCGAUCGCUUCCAACCAGGUCAAAACCACCGUCGGAAUGGUCGUAAAGGAUCCGGUCCGGGUGGAGAAACGCGUCAUGGAAGAGUUACAUCGAAUUUUUGACGAAAGUGAUAGCUUUUACUAUAGCUUAGACUGUGAUAUUACCAACAAUCUCCAGCGUCUCGGGGAGGCCCCGGACGAUCGGUUCUACUGGAACCGGAACAUGGUGAAGGACAUUGCCAAGCUCAACGACGAAAAGUGGGUGCUGCCGGUUAUUCAAGGCUUCGUCCAGGUCGAACAGUGCGUAAUCGGGAGCGAAUGCUUCACGUUGGCACUGGUUUCGCGCAGGUCGCGCUUCCGUGCCGGAACCCGGUACAAGCGCCGUGGCGUCGACGAGGACGGCUACUGUGCCAACUAUGUCGAAACGGAGCAGGUUCUCUCGCUUCGACAGCAUCAGAUCUCGUUCACGCAGGUGCGUGGCUCGGUUCCGAUCUACUGGAGUCAGCCCGGAUACAAGUACAGACCUCCGCCGAGGUUGGACCGGGAUGAGAACGAAACUCAUUUGGCUUUUGAGAAGCACUUUAAUCGUGAAAUUGAAACUUAUCAAUCGGUUUGUAUUAUAAAUUUGGUGGAGCAGGGUGGCAAGGAGAAAAUUGUCGGCGAUACUUACGCCAGCCACGUCGUGCGAUACAACUCUGACAAGCUAACCUACGUAACGUUCGAUUUCCACGAAUAUUGCCGUGGCAUGCGCUUUGAAAACGUGUCGUCGCUUAUCGAAGCAUUAGCCCCUGAGGCCGGUUCGAUGGGUUUCCAUUGGCGGGAUAACAACGGUCCCAUUUGCAACCAGAAGGCAGUGUUUCGCGUAAACUGUAUGGACUGUCUGGACCGUACAAAUGUGGUCCAAACGGCAAUAGGAAAGGCCGUCCUGGAAUCGCAGCUGGUUAAGCUUGGGUUGGCGCCGCCGUACUCGCAGCUGCCGGAACAGUUGAAGGUUCCGUUUAUGAUCGUUUGGGCCAACAACGGGGACGUUAUUAGCAGGCAGUACGCGGGGACUAAUGCACUGAAGGGCGAUUACACACGGACCGGUGAGAGGAAAAUCAGUGGAAUCAUGAAGGAUGGCAUGAACUCUGCGAACCGCUACUUUAUCCAACACUUUGCCGACUCGUUCCGCCAGAGCUGUAUCGACCUGAUGCUCGGCAAUUUGUCCCCAUUCGAGCCAAUAAUGGAGGACGACGUGUGCGAAGCGCUGGUGGGUGUAGCGGCGACCGCAUUGGUUCCGGCCCGGGGUCCCCCCUUGGGGUACUAUAACCAUGGUCUCAUGGGCGCGGAACACGUUCUGCUGGAAGAGCUCCUCUGUAGUACCAGUUACUAUCUGGCCCGGUUCAAGGACACCUACCGGCAGGCCACGAUCGACAUGAUGUUGGGGAAUUCCGUAUCGGCGGAAUCGGUGAAUGCGCUUGGAGGACAGGCCGGAGCGGUUGACGAAACGGAUGCUUUGGAGGGUUGCGAACAUGCCCGUAUGCUGGUGGAGGACUGCCGGCGUUUGUUGUUAGGCACGGCCGAAUUGCCGGUCGGUGCCUGGGGCCUCAUCGAUGCUGAUCCGAGCACCGGCGACCCGAACGAAACGGAGGUGGAUACCAUUCUAAUCCUAACGGACGAUUCGUAUAUCGUGGCAGAGUACGACUCGCAUCUGGAUAAGAUUGUCCGCUUCGAGAACGUGUCGUUGGACAACGUUACGCUGAUCGAGUUGGGACUGUUUCAGCACAGCAAAAUGUUCCAGGGACCGGCACCGGCUUAUCUCUGCAUACGGCUCAACUACACCGUGGACGGAGUGGAUGGAUACUUUCACAUGUUUCGAUCGCCCAAUAUCCGGUUUUUCAACAACGUUGCUGUGGUGAUCCGGAAGACGGAGGAAAUUACCGAAUCGUUGGCGGCGAUCGUGGAUCUGUUUCGGAUUGCGUUGGAAAGUCGUGGACGGAGCAACGUUCCAUUGCUUUGUGGAGGAAGCCUGCAGCGUCGGAAGAGUCGCACUCUGCUCUCGGUUCCGCAGGGUAUCCCGAGGAAUCUCUCCGAGUCGCAGUUGGUUCAGAUCGGGUCUAAGGCACUUAGUAACGUGGCAGGACAGUUUUCCAAGAUCGGACAGAGUUUGAAUCCGGCAAAGAUUGGUCGUGGAACUUCCGGGAAGAAGGACAAGGAUGCAACGGCCGUCCCAAGUGUGAGCACGGCUGCGGUCUCCGAUGGAAUCGGUCACGGUAAAUUCACCGUUGGAUCGCGCAGUUCUAGCCUGCAAAAGGCCGAAGGUUCAAGCUCAGAAUCUGAGGAAGCCGAACCGGGAAUGUACGAUCUGGCAGAUUUGGUGCAGGAGAAUCCACUGUACAACGAAAAUGUUUUCCUACCGUCAGUGGGCAUCGUCAUGGGUGGUUCCGGGAACAGCGGAACCGACGGCAGCUCGACAUCAUUGCUUGUUGAAAGGGACAGUUUUGCGAAAAUGUCUUCGGACGUUUCGACAAUGUCCAUUUCGUCGGUCACGGAUCACAUCAAUAUGCCAGCCGGAAUGCUCGAGUGCGCUUCGCCAAUCCGUGGCCGCAGCCCAACUCCGGAGAUACGGGUUGAUCAGAGCACCGCAGAGGUCAUGGACAAAUCGAUAUCGGAUGGGAAAGCUGGAAGGGAUCUCUCACUAAACUUGACUGGAAAUCAAGGCGAUAACGCUCUGAAACAGCUAAAGAGACUCACAAGUCCUCUUUCAAACAUUGGCAAAGGGUUGCAAAGCUUGGGUGCUAAUCUCGACCCUCGUAAAAUGGCAGUGAAGACUCCGGUACUUCCGGCGCGUAGUAUGGAAACACCUACAGCGGAAAUUAAGCGGCUCGAGGAGAAGUGGGACAACGCCAAAUGUCGCAGCAAGCUUAUCGCGUUGUAAGCGAGCCUAAGAUCCGGCUUUUAAUUGUUGAAAACACAAAUACACACACAGGUAUUAUAUGCUAUGCGCGUACGUUACAACCCCAGCAAACGAGUAAAAGAAUAAACAAAAAAAAA